This is a messenger RNA of Myotis lucifugus (little brown bat), 1311 nucleotides long. RefSeq names its product guanine nucleotide-binding protein G(o) subunit alpha-like. Bases 1 to 975 code for a protein of 324 amino acids. The record is from RefSeq and is a predicted model, not a curated record. NCBI's taxonomy places the organism in Eukaryota, Metazoa, Chordata, Mammalia, Chiroptera, Vespertilionidae. The transcript has 7 exons. Gene Ontology annotation, molecular function: corticotropin-releasing hormone receptor 1 binding; G protein-coupled serotonin receptor binding; mu-type opioid receptor binding. Gene Ontology annotation, cellular component: heterotrimeric G-protein complex. Gene Ontology annotation, biological process: G protein-coupled dopamine receptor signaling pathway; adenylate cyclase-modulating G protein-coupled receptor signaling pathway.
AUGAUGCUGACAGCAGUGAAGGCCUCGUCUGCCCUGGUGGAGGUUUCGUCUGCCCCCUCCCCGGCUCCUGGGGCUCGCCAGCCACGGGCCGACGCCAAGAUGGUGUGCGACGUGGUGAGUCGGAUGGAGGACACCGAGCCCUUCUCUCCAGAGCUGCUGUCCGCCAUGGUGCGCCUCUGGGGCGACUCGGGGAUCCAGGAGUGCUUCAACCGCUCUCGGGAGUAUCAACUCAACGACUCUGCCAAAUACUACCUGGACAGCCUGGAUCGGAUCGGGGCCAGCGACUACCAGCCCACCGAGCAGGACAUCCUCCGAACCAGGGUCAAAACCACCGGCAUCGUAGAAACCCACUUCACAUUCAAGAACCUUCACUUCAGCUGCGGUGAAGAUCUGAUGGGCCGAGGGGAGGGCGCUACGGGGUGCAGUGCUAUGGGGGAAGCAGCCGCCGUCCUGAGGGACCAACACACCAAGGGGCUUUUGGCAGAUGGGGGCCGAAGCCGCCGCCCGGCCGCCGUUCACGGUCUGAGUGGCCACCCCUGUGGUCUGAGCUCCAUCCACUCGGCUCACCUCUCCCUGCGGCGCCGGGAGUGGGAAGCAGGGCCGUGUGUUUCCAAGAAAGUGAAGGGCUGGAGAAACCGCAUGCAUGAGUCCCUGAAGCUCUUCGACAGCAUCUGCAACAACAAGUGGUUCACGGACACGUCCAUCAUCCUGUUUCUCAACAAGAAGGACCUGUUCGAGGAGAAGAUCAAGAAGUCCCCGCUGACCAUCUGCUUCCCUGAAUACACAGGCCCCAGCGCCUUCACGGAAGCCGUGGCCUACAUCCAGGCCCAGUACGAGAGCAAGAACAAGUCAGCCCACAAGGAGAUCUACACCCACAUCACCUGCGCCACCGACACCAACAACAUCCAGUUUGUCUUUGACGCCGUGACGGACGUCAUCAUCGCCAAAAACCUGCGGGGCUGUGGCCUCUACUGAGCCCCGGCCUGGCCUCCCGCCCGCCACCCCACCCGGCCCGUGCCCCCCACCCCCGGGAACCAGAGCUCGGGCCUCUCAGACUCUCUGCACCGGCAAGCACAGCGGCUGGCACCGAAGGGGGAGGGACCGUCCACGGCCGCCCGGCCCCAGACAUCAGAGCACGUGGUGACACGGGCUGGGCAGGGUCCGAGUACCCGUGCCGCGCCUGGGGCGGGCCACCCCUGCCUGCCUGCCUGCAGCUCCCUUGCCAAGUGCUUUAUCCUCAGGAGGGAGCCAGGGCCGCCAUCGGGGCCCCAGUUGGGCAACCCCUGCACGUGGUUGCUCAGACUGGAAAUG